This is a messenger RNA of Amborella trichopoda, 1453 nucleotides long. RefSeq lists its product as uncharacterized. Gene Ontology annotation, molecular function: metal ion binding; mRNA binding. The record is from RefSeq and is a predicted model, not a curated record. NCBI's taxonomy places the organism in Eukaryota, Viridiplantae, Streptophyta, Magnoliopsida, Amborellales, Amborellaceae.
CCCAUUAGAGAGAGAAGCCUCUCUCUCCUCUGCUCAAGCCUUCCGCUCAUUUUGGCAGGAAAAUGCCUCCGAUUAUGCCGGAAAAUACCUUCAGUUUCGGCCAAACCGCAUAAAGAAACGAUUAAAGUCACCGAGAAACAUGGAUUUGGCGUGAUCAGAAGAGUUAAUUUCGCCGAGCCUUCACUCUUUCACCCCCGACCCGCAAGCUAAGCGGGUACCACGUAUCGCAUCCUGAAAAUGGAGCGUCUCAUCAACUACAGUAGGGCCCUGGCCCCAUCGGAUGCUCCGAAUCGGACGCUGCCACGUCGCAGCCUUUCUGUAUUCCUGGGCCCCGCAUUCGACGCGGAGGCCCUCCGCAGCUACUCGUGCUCGCCGGAUCUCUUCCCUGGAAAUGACGUCCACCGGCAAAUUUCGCCGGAUAUAGGCGUCCGAAAACAGAGAUUCUCGCUUUCACCUGUGACACCUCCGAGCCCAGUGCUCCCUCCGCCAUCGUAUGGGAAAGGGAAGGAGAUGGAAGAGGGGGUAUUGGUGAUGGAUGGGUUAUUGGUGAAUACGUUUACGAAGCAGCAGCACAAGUCGUCGUUGAUGGAGUCAACGUCCUCUUCUUCGUCGAAUGGCUCAGGAGAUUGGGCAAUGGGGACUCUGUAUAAGACCGAUAUUUGCAGGGCUUGGGAUGACAGAGGGGCUUGCAGAUACGGCUCCAAGUGUCAGUUUGCGCAUGGAAAAGAGGAGCUGCGACCGGUGAUGCGUUUUCCCAAAAACAAAGGAGAGGUGUGCAGAAGCUCGUGCAGUUUGGGUCCUUGCAAGCAAGUAGGAAAGUGCCACCAUCCUGUACCUUUGGGCCUCAAAUCUUACUUGCACGAGCAGGGCAACAUCGUCGCCGCUUUCAUGUUUGGCCUCGCCAAAGACGACAGCACUGCCGAUAACAGUGGCGGCAGCAAUGAAUACAUAUAUUCUUACUCCUCACCAUCAUCAUACCACCCCAACUCAAACCCCAGGACCAUAAUCUCUCCAACUCCCCCUUAUGCUGAUUAUUCCAUGGGGUUGACAGCGAGGACACAGAGGGAGAAUUUGGUGAGCAGGGAAGAGAAUUUCUUGAGGGCCGCCGAAGCCUUGGAUUCGAGCAUCAAGAGAGAGGAGGGCGCCAUUAAUAUUGAGGCUUUGAAGCAGGCCGGAGCCCGCUUUUUCUUAACGGAAGCAGAGGCCCUUCACUAUUGCAUGAGGACAAAGGUUUUUGGCGAUGGCUGCCCGUCCCCUGCUAUGGCUGCCCGUUGCUCGAGGAAACGCUUGCCCAUCUUUUCUAGUAUUUGCCCGGACUGAAACGCCUGCCCGUGAGGCUCUUUUUCUUUUCUCUUGAGGUGCUUUUGACGUCGGAUUGUUAACGUCUGGAUUCUUUUUAUGAAGAAAUUCUUUUUCUUAACGAAGAAAUAUGGGUUUCAAUGAAUAAUCAAGA